AUGGUUUCCAAAUUAUUAGAAAAUAAUAAUAACAAACUUUCAAAAAAUUCUAUAAUGGAAGAUAAUUGGAACAGUCAUUCGCAAAUUUCUCUUUCAAAUAAUGGGUUGAUUCCAACUGAUGAAGAAUCAGAUAUGGAUUCUUAUAACCCAAUUACAUUUGAUCAAGAUUCCGUAGAAAUUGAUAAAUUGGAUGAACCCAUUGAUACAACUUCAUUAUAUAAGACCAAAUCGGGACAACAUAACGAGCCUACUUUAGACGAACCUCCAUAUUCAAGAUUUGGUAGAAAGGAGAAAAUAUUCUUAGUCAUUCAAUGUGCAUUUACAGGCUUAUUCUCUUCAAUAGCAGGCUCUAUUUAUUACCCAGUCUUGUCAGUAAUGGAAAAGGAGUUCUAUAUUACCGAAGAACAAGUGAAUGUUUCUGUGGUUGUGUAUUUCAUUUUCCAAGCAUUAUCACCAACUCUAAUGGGGGGGCUGGCAGAUUCGUUAGGAAGAAGACCAGUGGUUCUUUCUUCAAUUGUUUUAUAUUUUUGUGCUUGUAUAGGUUUGGCUCGUUGUACUAAUUAUUCUCAAUUAAUUGGUUUAAGAUGUUUACAAGCAGCUGGGAUUUCUCCGGUUAUUGCCGUAAAUAGUGGUAUUAUGGGUGAUGUUACAACAAAGGCUGAAAGAGGUGGAUAUAUGGGCCUUGUAUCUGGUACUCAAGUCCUAGGGACUGCGUUUGGUGCUUUAAUUGGUGCUGGUCUUUCUUCUAGAUGGAGUUGGAGAUCUAUCUUUUGGUUUUUAGUUAUUGGUUCCGGUAUAUGUUUAAUAGUCUCUAUUAUUGUUUUACCAGAGACAAAGAGAACAGUUGCUGGUAACGGUUCUAUUACUCCAAAAAGUUAUUUAAAUAGAGCACCAAUUUUAACUUUACCUUCAGUAAGAAGAAAAUUACAUUUAGAUUCACCAGAAUAUUCUACCUUAGAAAAGAAAAAUAAAGUGAAUCUAUUAGCCCCAUUUUCUGUCAUGAAAGAUGCAGAGGUUUGUUGUUUAUUACUGGUGGCUGGGCUACAAUAUGCUACUUGGACUACUCAUCAAACUGCUUUAACUACAGCACUAGCUAAAGAUUAUCAUCUACAUGUGGCAAUUAUUGGUGUUUGCUUUUUACCUUCUGGUAUUUGUACCAUGAUUAGUGUUGUUACCACGGGGAGAUACUUAAACUGGAUAUAUUCAAAGAAAUUAGCUGCUCAUAAAGCUUGGUUUGAAGAACAAAGGAAAGAAUUAUUAAAGCAAAAUAAUAAUAAUAUAAGGUAUGUGGAAGAUCUAAUGACAAAUGAUCCAACUUAUACUUUUAACAUUUAUAAGGCAAGAUUGCAACCUGCUUUAGCCACUUUAGUUUGCAGUAGUGCUGGGUUUUGUGCUUUUGGCUGGUGUGUUGAUGUACAUGCUCCAUUAGCUGCUGUGUUGUGUAUGAGUGGAUUUGGUUCAUUAUUUUCGAAUUGUAUUUUAACUAUGUCUACUACAUUGAUUGUGGAUUUAUUCCCUUCAAAGGCCUCGACUGCUACUGGUUGUUUAAAUCUUUUCAGAUGCUCUUUAUCAGCCAUUUUCAUUGCUUGCUUGACUAAGAUGGUAAAACAUAUGACAUAUGGCGGUGUUUUCACCUUUUUAACUUCAAUUACUGGUUUAUCAGCAUUCUUAUUAUUAAUUCCAAUUAGUAUGGGUAAACAAUUAACACACAAAAAACAAUUAGAAAAUGCUAAAUUAUUGAAAAUGGAUCAUAUUGAACCAUUAGGAAACGAUGAAGAUUCUAACAUUUCAAUUCAAGAACAAUACGAUAAACAUUCUUUAAAAUAA
This is a messenger RNA of Henningerozyma blattae CBS 6284, 1827 nucleotides long. Its product is annotated as MFS transporter. The transcript has a single exon. The record is from RefSeq and is a predicted model, not a curated record. NCBI's taxonomy places the organism in Eukaryota, Fungi, Ascomycota, Saccharomycetes, Saccharomycetales, Saccharomycetaceae. Gene Ontology annotation, cellular component: membrane. Gene Ontology annotation, biological process: transmembrane transport. Gene Ontology annotation, molecular function: transmembrane transporter activity. The coding region runs from base 1 to 1827 and encodes 608 amino acids.